This is a messenger RNA of Salvelinus sp. IW2-2015, 3105 nucleotides long. The record is from RefSeq and is a predicted model, not a curated record. Lineage: Eukaryota; Metazoa; Chordata; Actinopteri; Salmoniformes; Salmonidae.
UGCGGUGUCUAACAGACCACUGUGUGAAUGAUUGACAGGCAUCCACAACACCGCGACAUUUGAACCAGAAGGCGUCGUUGAUGGCAACCUCUGAUCUGGAGAGACAGUUUGACACCCGGGGCAGUAGGAGGCACUGCAGCCCCAGUCCCAGCCUGGACUAYGUGUAUGCUGUUCCUCCGACGGUGGUCCCAGACCCCAGCUAUGACAUCCCUAUCCCCUCCUCCGUCCCCCCCUCCAUCCCUCCGGCCUCAGUCAUCCAGCAGAGGCUAGCGGCCGGAGGCUACAAUACCUCACCCAGCCUCCAGAGACAGCCUAGCAGUUACAACACCCUCCCCAACCCCCGCAAGUCAGACUGGAUCUACGAUGUACCCAGCUCUCCUGAGAAGCCUGGUGGUGAGCCUGGGUACUACAACAUCCUGCCAUCUGGUGGCCAACCUGGAUAUUACACACACCUGCCAUUUGGUGGCCAGCCUGGGUACUACACCACCCUGCCCUCCAAGGCCCUGAGCUCUGACGGGCAGCUCCACGACACUCUGACAGACCGUAACUGCUCUGGUCAGGGACGUGGCUCUGCUCAGUCCCUCUACGACAUCCCCAAACCUAGAUCCCCUCCCCGGGGGUCCAAGGACCCCCCCAACCCCCCCAGGGUCCUCCCCAGGCCUCCUCUCUACGACAGACCACCAGGGCAGAGACAGACGGGCAAGGAGCACUGUGUGUACGCUGUCCCCUCUCGGGAGCAGCCCUCAGUCUCCGUCCCCCACAGAGGACACCAUGUCCCGUUGGAGUGUCGGGGGGACUCUGGUCCUACCUACGACCACCCCAACCCCCAGGGCAGGCUGCAGAGGGGCCGUCUGGGGCUAGUGGCUGGGGCUCUGGAAGCCAGGCCUGAUAGGGGAGACACUCUGUUACAGGAAGAGGAUGAAGAGAGAGUUACAACGUCAACAUCAGACAAACAGAGGAUCAGCACAGCCUCCACGUCCUCCACCUCCUCCUCCUGCGACUCCCURGCGCUGUGCUCCUCCUCCCCGGAGCCGCAGCGGGAGGUGUGUYUGAGCCAGGAGGAGGCGUGUCGCAGGCUGCACCUCCUACAGCAGGAGGUGUGCAGGGAUGUGCCGCGACUCAUGGAGUUCGUCUCCUCUAGCUGGAGGAGCAGGGAUCACCUGGAAAAGCACCUCACGGAGAUCAGGUUUGUGGAGAUUGAGAUCAGGAAGGCAGGUCUAUAUGACGUGCAAUCUGCAGCAGAGAUGUGCGGGUCGGUUGACCUCCUUCCUGACUUUGCCCUGAUGUUGAAAGGUAACGCCCGGCGCCUGACCGACUCCAACCUGCAGGCGCGUCUCCAGCGCCAGCUCAGUGUUGAGGACUCCGGCCUCAUCCUGCAGCAGGCCGUCAGCCUCCCUGGGCGUCGCGGCUGGCCCUCCCCUUCUGGCCAGGAUUCCCGCCAGAACCACACCCCAGACCAGCUGGACAGCCUCGCAGGGAGGACCGUUGUGUGUCCGAGCCCCAGGUCUGUGUGGACGGCCCUAGGAGAUCUUCAGAACCCCUGUCUCCUAGGAAGCCAUCCAAAUCUGACUCUGGUGACGCCCCCAGGAGAACCUCUGAGCCCCAGACCCCAGGUCUCCCUGUCUGCUAGGAUGGCCUCUCAGUCUGAGCCCCAGGUCUCCCUGUCUGCUAGGAUGGCCUCUCAGUCUGAGCCCCAGGUCUCUGACAUCCCUAGGAAGUCCUGUAACUCCCAGGUAGACAGCCCUAAGAGACAACCCACCCUGUCAGAAUAUUGCCGGCUGUACUUCGGGGCCCUGCAGAAGGCAAUCGGUGUGUUCAUAACCAGCAUGGACAGCCAGCCCCCGGAGAAGUUCAUCUCUCACAGCAAGCUGGUCAUCAUGGUAGGCCAGCGACUGGUGGACACGCURUACCGAGAGGCCCAGAAAGGAGAGUCCCAGAGAAGGGAGCCCGGGUCGGUGUCAGGGUCAGGGCCCAGCCAGAGCCAGAACCAGGUUCUGCUGUGUAAGUGCAACAACAUGUGUGCCCUGUUAAAGCAGCUGGCAGUAGCCACCAAGAAGGCAGCUCUGCAUUACCCUGAGAGACAGGCUCUGCAGGAGGCCCAGGACUUUGCCAAGGAGCUGGCUCAGAGAGCACAACACUUCAGGAUCUCUCUGGACCUCUGAGAGAGACAGUCUUUUAUUUUAUAGUCUAGAAGACAGACCUUUAUCUUAAGGAUGCAACAGACAGUGCCGACGAACAGUGAAAAGCUGUCCUAUCCCCUCUGAACGUCGCCAUAACGUUGAAUCGGCACCGUUCAUCAACACGCAGCAGGUGCUCCACAGCCGACGUUCAUGUCGGUCUGUAUUUUCCUAGUCAUUGGAGCUCCAAAAGCCAGUUUAUGCUUGAUCCGUGAAUGUGGUCGGAGGCGCAGUAUGGAUGGUGUGACUCCGGAAGCACGCAGAGGCCAAAUUGAGCGCCGUACGCCACCCAAAAAAUGUUUCAACAAUGUGGAAGGCUCCGUAUAGCACGGCAUUGACAUGAUGGGCUGACGGCUGACGGUAGGUGAGGGUAGUACAUCCUGUAUAAACACAAACUCACUUCCUUGACAACAGCUCUGCUCAACUGCUCCGUGAAGAGCAAGGAGUAUGMAUGGACCCUGACUUCUGCAGAUACCGUAUCAUCCCGGAACGGUUCACGGGCUAACGCAGGCGUCGGAUUGACCACGCAGCGCCUUUUAAAAGGAGACUGGUCCGCUCUGCAACCAUUGUGCCAACUAAAAUGUUCCCCAGAGGACCUGCAGACUAAUAAAAAACGAAUUGCACAUUUAAGGUGGAAUUUUAUGAAGCCAAAUCUAAGAUGUAUUUACCAACAAAUUGUAUGUAAUCGUAUGUGACACGUAUACCAUAGAGAUGUGUUAUUACUUGUAUAGUUGACUUUGAUAUCAACGGCCUGAAUACUGUAGUAGAAUAUUUUGACUGUAUUUCACUGUUUCUAUACGAACCCAGUUACCCUAUAGCCUACUACUUACUGUAUGUAGCCUUCUCAAAAUACAAUUUAGUACAUUCCUAAUUUUAAAAUAUGAUUAAAUAGUUGGAAAAAAUAAAAAAAACAUUUAUUUUGCUUCAA